GAUUAGUUCAUAGGCAGGAAUCUUAGUAAAAGGGAACUGGCUACUUUAGACUAUCAUCUCUUACAUGGUAACUACAGGAGGUGGCAGGUGCCGCAGGAACCUUCCCUGGUAGAAACAUGAAGAGAGUCCUGGUUUUCCUGCUUGCUGCAGCCCUUGGGCAUGCUCUAGAGAGAGGCCGAGAUUAUGAAAAGGAUAAAGUCUGCAAGGAGAUCACCAGUCUGGGAAAGGAUGACUUCACAUCUUUAUCACUAGUCCUAUAUAGCAGAAAAUUUCCCAGUGGCACAUUCGAACAAGUCAGUCAGCUUGUGAAGGAAGUUGUCUCCCUGACCGAAGCCUGCUGUGCGGAAGGGGCUGACCCCGACUGCUACGACACCAGGACCUCAGCACUGUCUGUCAAGUCCUGUGAAAGUGACUCCCCCUUCCCGGUUCACCCCGGCACCGCCGAGUGCUGUACAAAAGAGGGCCUCGAAAGGAAGCUCUGCAUGGCUGCUCUCAAGCACCCGCCACAAGAAUUCCCCACCUACGUGGAGCCAACAAAUGAUGAAAUCUGUGAAGCAUUCAGGAAAGAUCCAAAGGGAUUUGCUGACCAAUACACAUUUGAACUAAGCAGAAGGACUCACAUUCCAGAAGUAUUCCUCAGUAAAGUACUUGAGCCAACCCUGAAAAGCCUUGGCGAAUGCUGCGAUCUUGAAGAUCCUACUGCCUGUUUAAAAGCUAAGGGUCCUCUGCUGAAGAAGGAACUAUCUUCUUUCAUUGGCAAAGGACAAGAACUAUGUGCAGAUUAUUCAGAAAACACAUUCACUGAGUACAAGAAAAAUGUUCAUCAUGAAACCAAGAAAACUGAGACUGUGGGUAAACUAACAAAUUCAUUUUUACUGUUUAGCCAUCUCAUAAAAUUAGCCCAAAAAGUGCCUACUGCUGAUCUGGAGAACGUUUUGCCACUAGCUGAAGAGAUUACCAACAUCCUCUCCAAAUGCUGUCAGUCUACCUCUGAGGACUGCAUGGCCAAGGAGCUGCCUGAAUACACAAUAAAAAUCUGUGACAACUUAUCUACAAAGAAUUCUAAGUUUGGAGACUGCUGUCAAGAAAAGACACCCAUGGACAUUUUUAUGUGCACCUACUUCAUGCCAGCUGCGCAGCCUCCUGAGCUGCCAGACGUCGAGUUGCCCACAAACAAAGAUGUGUGUGACCAGGGAAGCACCAAAGCCACGGAUCAACUGGCAGAGCGACUAAGAGCAAAAUUGCCUGACGCCACACCCGCCGAGCUGGACGACCUGGUUGACAAGCGCUCAGACUUCGCCUCUAAGUGCUGUUCUAUCAAUUCACCUCCUCUUUACUGUGACUCACAGAUUGAUGCUGAAAUGACAAAUGCCCUGCAGUCCUAAUGCAUGAGCAUGAUCUUUGACUUAGAGCUGGGAG
Propithecus coquereli (Coquerel's sifaka) is the source of this 1419-nucleotide messenger RNA. RefSeq names its product group-specific component (vitamin D binding protein) (gene GC). Gene Ontology annotation, molecular function: vitamin transmembrane transporter activity; vitamin D binding. NCBI's taxonomy places the organism in Eukaryota, Metazoa, Chordata, Mammalia, Primates, Indriidae. The record is from RefSeq and is a predicted model, not a curated record. The transcript has 12 exons. Gene Ontology annotation, biological process: vitamin transport. Gene Ontology annotation, cellular component: cytoplasm; blood microparticle. The coding region runs from base 117 to 1385 and encodes 422 amino acids.